Molecule: messenger RNA, 2313 nt
Organism: Cyclocybe aegerita
Lineage: Eukaryota; Fungi; Basidiomycota; Agaricomycetes; Agaricales; Hemipholiotaceae
Source: the annotation of a GenBank genome assembly
AUGACGGCUCUGCGGCGAGCUGGUUGUCUCUUUCCUUUGCUAUGGCUUGCGAUGUCCUCGUCUUCAGCGUCGGCGGUGACGGCUGGUACCUUCGUCGAGAGCGGUAAUACCCUCGUCAGUGCAAUGAUGAUGUUUCUGGGCAACGAGGAGAAUGUGUACAUUCUGGACAAAGCUGAGGGGAACAAGGCGCAAGUGGCUGGCCAUCCUGCUUGGGGAUCCGUAUGGAAUAUGGAUACGCAUGAAACGGAGGUGAUGGACGUCCGCACGAACGUCUUCUGCGCGUCUGGCAUGCACCUUCCCAACGGCUCGUUCGUGACCUUCGGCGGUAACGGGGCCGUCGGCGUCGGGGGCAACACAGGAUCGCAGGUUGGGAUGGACGGGCAAGGUGCCUGGGACGCGACCUAUGGGGACUUUGACGGACGCAAGGCGAUUCGGAUGAUAAACCCAUGCCGAAAGACGGACAACUUCAAUGCUCCCGCCUGCCAGUGGUUCGACGACCCCACGGUGCUGGCGAUGAAGCGCAACCGGUGGUACUCGACGGCAGAACCGACGGGUGAAGGGCAAAUCGUGAUCAUUGGAGGCUUUGUGGCCGGAGGGUAUGUCAAUCGGAACGUCCCGAACAUCGAUCCAGAGUUCGAGGGAGGAGCGGCGGACUGCACGUACGAAUAUUUCCCUGCGAAGUCGACGGAGCCCCAGGCGUUCAAGUUCCUGAUCCAAACUUCGGGUCUGAAUGCCUACGCGCAUACAUUCUUGAUGCCGUCGGGAAAGAUGUUCGUCCAGGCGAAUGUAUCGACGGUUCUUUGGGACCACGACAACAACAUCGAGACGCCGCUUCCCGACAUGCCAGGGGGCGUCGUUCGUGUCUACCCAGCGUCAGGCGCAGCUGCCUUGCUCCCACUCAGACCGGAGAACAACUACAACCCGACCGUGAUUUUCUGCGGAGGACAGGACAUGCCAGAAGGCCACUGGGGCGACUAUGCGUUCCCAACCGUCAACACCUGGGAAUUCCCCGCUUCGAAGGAUUGCCAGAGGAUUGCACCAGAGCCAGAGGGUGGUAAAGCCGUUGCGUACGAGCAGGACGAUGACAUGCCUGAGGGCCGCACGAUGACCCAAUUCAUCGCCCUACCCGACGGCAAGCUUCUUCUGGUCAACGGAGCGCUCAACGGUACCGCUGGGUACUCGCAGCAGACCGGCAUCGUCAAGUCGUACGCUGACAUGCCCUUUGGCGAGUCGCUCGCUUCAGGACCGACUCUGACACCCGCUCUCUACGACCCCAAGGCGGCGAAAGGCAAACGUUGGUCGACAGAGGGUUUGAGCACCUCUAAGAUCCCCCGGAUGUACCACUCCACGGCCAUCCUCCUCGCAGACGGCUCUGUCCUCAUCGCCGGCUCGAACCCCAACGUCGACGUCAACAUCACCACCAUCUACCCCACCGAAUACCGUAUCGAGAUCUUCUACCCGCCGUAUUUCUCGAAGACCCGCCCUGUGCCCACCGGCGCACCCAAGACGAUCUCGUACGGCGGGCCCUCCUUCGACAUGGUCAUCCCCGCGAGCUCGUACUCCGGGUCAACGAACGAGGCCGCCGAGUCCGCGGAGGUCAUCAUCACGCGUGGGGGGUUCACGACGCACGCGAUGAACAUGGGCCAGCGGAUGCUGCAGCUGAACAAUACAUACACCGUGAACAAGAACGGGUCGAUCACGCUGCACGUCGCGCAGGCGCCGCCGAACGCCAACCUCUUCCAGCCGGGACCGGCGCUGCUCUUCGUCAACGUGCAUGGCGUGCCAAGCAACGGAUCGUAUGUCAUCGUCGGGAAUGGGCAGAUCGGACCACAGCCUACGGCGGCGGCGAGCACGCUGCCUGCGAGCGUCCGUCUCGAUUCGGCGUCGGGCUCGGCAUCUGGGUCGGGGAGCAACAGCAGCGACAGCGAGGAGUCGGGCAUGAGCAUGGGUCUUAUCAUCGGUAUCGCUGCUGGUGGUGCCGCCCUACUCCUGCUCGUGGGCAUCGUCUUCGUGUGCAUGCGCCGCCGGAAGGCCGCCGCGAAACCGCCGUCAUAUCAGAUGUCGACUUCGCCGCCGGGCGGGUACAACAUGAAAACCGCCGCUGACUCAAGCUCGUUCGUGCCUAUGAACCAGUCGAACGACAGCCGGGCGUGGGCCGCACACCCCAACGAGAGCACGGCGAGCUUCAACUCGGCGCCGUAUCGUGAUGACCCGCGGGGAGGGGAUCCGUAUGGAAGCCAGGCUAACCUAACGCAACACCAGCACGGUUAUGGGAACCAAAACGCCUACGGCCAGCAACCGCAUAGGUAUUAA